Messenger RNA from Tetrapisispora phaffii CBS 4417, 900 nucleotides. RefSeq names its product ATP phosphoribosyltransferase (gene HIS1). The coding region runs from base 1 to 900 and encodes 299 amino acids. Gene Ontology annotation, molecular function: ATP phosphoribosyltransferase activity; magnesium ion binding. The record is from RefSeq and is a predicted model, not a curated record. Gene Ontology annotation, cellular component: cytoplasm. Lineage: Eukaryota; Fungi; Ascomycota; Saccharomycetes; Saccharomycetales; Saccharomycetaceae. The transcript has a single exon. Gene Ontology annotation, biological process: L-histidine biosynthetic process.
AUGGAUUUAGUCAACCACUUGAACGAUAGAUUAUUAUUUGCGAUCCCUAAGAAAGGUCGUUUAUAUCAAAAAUGUGUUGAUAUCUUAAAGGGUUCAGACAUUAAAUUCAAUAGAUCCCAAAGAUUGGAUAUUGCACUAUCUACUAAUUUGCCUGUCGCUUUGAUUUUCUUGCCAGCUGCAGAUAUUCCAAGAUUUGUGGGUGAAGGUAAAUGUGAUUUAGGUAUCACCGGUGUUGACCAAGUAAGAGAAUCACAAGUUGAUGUCAACGUUGCCAUUGACUUGCGAUUUGGUUCUUGUAAAUUACAAGUGCAAGUCCCAGCUAAUGGUGAUGUUACUGAGCCAAAACAAUUGAUAGGUAAGACAAUCGUAUCAAGUUUCACAAAAUUGACAGAAGACUAUUUUGCUAAAUUAGAAAACACAACUGUUGACAAGAUGACAACAAAGGUAAAAUACGUCAGUGGUUCUGUUGAAGCCUCUUGUGCAUUAGGCGUUGCUGAUGCUAUUGUUGAUUUGGUUGAAAGUGGUGAAACUAUGAGAGCGGCCGGUUUGAUUGAUAUCGACACUGUUUUAGAAACUAGUGCCAGUCUAAUCGAAUCUAAACAACCAAAGAGCGACCCAGAGCUGAUCCAAACUAUAAAAGCCAGAAUUGAAGGUGUGAUGGCAGCACAAGCAUUUGUUUACUGUACAUACAAUGCUUUGGAAUCCAAAUUGCCAGAAUUUUUCAAAAUUACACCAGGUAGAAAAGCUCCAACUGUAUCUAAAAUUAGUGAUGCUGAAAACAAAUGGGUUUCUGUCUCUGUAAUGAUUGAACGUAACUCUAAGGGUAAUAUUUUAGAUAAAUUAAAAGCAAACGGUGCGACUGAUAUUAUGGUCUUUGAAAUCCAAAACUGUCGUAUCUAG